AUGUCCGGCUGUGUCAGGGGUCAAAGUUUGGUUGAGCAAGUUCACUUAUGGUUCAUAGAAUACCGCAACAACGGAAGUUACACCUACCGCCACUCAUGGGACGGCUGCAUCUCUGCUUUAUCACCUUUACGAUUCAUCUUCAAACGAUGGGCAGGGGAAGAACACUGUGGUGAAUCUAUUGAGAAUUUCCACUUCAGACUUGAGAAUCCUACUGUCGGGCGUACUCUGACAGGCGACGAAUCCAGUAGAGAUCUUGAUGUUCAUUCGGGUACUAGGAUCUAUAUUGCCAGAGUCGCCGGAGAUGCAGAAUAA
This is a messenger RNA of Kwoniella botswanensis, 312 nucleotides long. RefSeq lists its product as uncharacterized. Bases 1 to 312 code for a protein of 103 amino acids. The transcript is spliced from 3 exons. The record is from RefSeq and is a predicted model, not a curated record. NCBI's taxonomy places the organism in Eukaryota, Fungi, Basidiomycota, Tremellomycetes, Tremellales, Cryptococcaceae.